AAACACCAGCUGGCUGCUUGAGGUGUUGUGUUCUGUUGUGUUGUUUCUCUCUUUCCUCUCCGAUUAUUCCUCUUUACUCUGUAAAAUCUCAUAGGGAACCAAAAAAAAUCUUCUUCAAACAAGCAUUUCUGGGUUUCUUCUUCAUUCUGGAAUAGGACAUUAGUUGCUUGUAUUGGAAAUGGAAAUAAAAAUGGUUGUCCUUAUUCAAGAGUAAGAUUCUUCCUCCUCUGGGAGGACUUGGAUUUGAGAUUUGUGCGUAAUUUACCGAGUUUCGUUGAGAAAUGGGAGAGCAUUGACUGAUUUUCUCAGAGACUCCGCUUUACUUGUAUUCCCGAGCGGAGCUGCUCUGAGAAAGAUACAUGUACUAGCAAGAUGAUUGACCAAUUCAUCAAUUUCAUUAUUCGGCCACCCAGGGCUGAGUAUGAUCCAGAUCAGUACCUAUGCGAAAAGGAAUUCACCCUUUUAGGAAGACAAUACCAAAGAAAGGAUUUGGAGCUCAAGAAUGCCAGAGGAUAUACUUUGAAAUGUAGUCAUUACAUCCCUUCACAUUUCCCGGAAGAUAUAUCCCUUCCUUGUGUUAUCUAUUGCCAUGGAAAUAGUGGAUGUAGGGUAGAUGCUAAUGAAGCUGCUGUGGUUCUUCUUCCAUCAAAUAUUACUGUUUUUACGCUUGACUUCUCGGGGUCAGGCUUAUCUGAUGGUGACCAUGUUAGCCUUGGUUGGCAUGAAAAAGAUGACCUCAAGAUGGUGGUCUCGUAUUUAAGAAGUAACAAACAAGUAUCUCGUAUAGGUCUCUGGGGACGAUCAAUGGGAGCUGUCACUAGCCUUCUUUAUGGAGCUGAAGACCCUUCUAUUGCUGGACUGGUGUUGGACAGCGCCUUUUCAAACUUGUACGACUUGAUGAUGGAGCUUGUUGAUGUCUAUAAAAUCCGACUUCCAAAAUUCACUCUUAAAAUGGUUGUACAAUACAUGCGGCGGGUUAUUGAGAAGAAAGCAAAGUUUGAUAUUAUGGACCUUAACUGUUUGCAGGCAGCACCGAAGACAUUCAUUCCGGUUUUAUUUGGACAUGGUAACGACGACGACUUUGUUCAGCCUCAUCACUCUGAUCUCAUCGCUGAAUCAUAUGCGGGAGAUAAAAAUAUCAUAAAAUUUGAUGGUGAUCACAACUCCAUUCGACCACAGAUCUUCUACGAUUCAGUUUGUAUUUUUUUCUACAAUGUCCUCCGCCCUCCUCACAUUCCUAGAGCUCGUAGGUUUGAGAAAUAUUACAGUUUGAGAGAUACAAAAAUCAGUUCUGCUGUGAAUGAGGGCCUAUUAUAUGAUUUACUGUCUAGUUUGCGGGCUUCGACUACUGAUGCUGCUAGUUCAUCUUCUGCUAUUCGAACCAUUUCAAAUUCGACCAUAGCAUCAGAAUCUGUGAUUAGAGAAGACACAACACAUGGCAAUGGUGAACCUGCAGAUGCAAAGGAUGAGCAAAAGUUUCCAACUGAAGAUUAUUUCUCAUAUAGUAGUUCAGCAAGAGAAAGUUGGGAUGGUGAUAAUGAUUCUGAGGUAUUUGCAACACCUAUGGGAAGUAUGAGAGAAGCAUUGGCAGAACCAAAAGAAGGUGAAAAGAAUCAGAAGAAGAAGAAGAAAAAGAAAGCCGAAAAGGUUACAAAGAAACUUAAGCCUGACAGGUUUGAGAAGUUGGAAUCCUUCAGUCGACGCCUGCGGUUCUGCAUUCUGAAGGGAUCUGUCCAUCAAAGACACCAAUCCACUUGAUUGAUGCCGUGUCUUCAUCAAACAUUAUUUGUUUUUCAUAACAUCAAUGUAAUAUGAUUCUCAACAUGAAACUCAACAUGUAUGUAGUAUGAUUCUCUUAUAGGAAAUAUUAAACAUGUUUUGUGUAAAGUAUUAUUGAUUAAUCUUUCUGAC
Molecule: messenger RNA, 1911 nt
Organism: Medicago truncatula (barrel medic)
Lineage: Eukaryota; Viridiplantae; Streptophyta; Magnoliopsida; Fabales; Fabaceae
Exons: 14
Coding region: 373-1758 (461 amino acids)
Source: RefSeq, a predicted model, not a curated record